AUGCCGCAUUGUCUCCAGAGUGAGUCACAAGGGGACGCGCCACUUCGAAUGGGUUUCAUGUCCGAAAGGGAGCGAACAGGCAGCGGCACGGCAACCGAGCGCUCGCUGCACAGCUCGCAAUCCCCUCAGCGCAAUGCCGCGGCGUCCACCAUGCGCACGCUUCCCAUCUACGAGGCUCUCCUACAGAAGGGCCGACUAAUGCAGGAGCAUCGAGAGCGGCUUCGGCAGGAGGCAAUCGAGCGAGAGAUGCGUGAGGCGCCUCGCUCCGCACGCCGCCUUCCACCCAAGGGUCAACGCAUCGAGGACAGACUGCUUCAGAGGGCCAAGGAAAAGCACGCGCUGGAGAAGAAGGCUGAGCAGGUGCGGGUGGAGCGCGAGGCUGAGGACCUGGCAGUCAUCGCUCCCUUUCAUCCUCACAUUUCAACCCGCGCCCUGGAGACUAAAUCCCGUUACAAGGAGCCACCGCCCGACCGGGCCGCGUGGCGGGUGAGGCGUUUGGCAGAGCUUGCGCAAAUGUGCCAGAGUUCGGGUGCGGAGGUGCUGGAGGAGCUUCAGGAUGUGCCGUCCAUCAACCCACGCUCUGCGAAGCUCGCUGCCCUGAAGAAGGUGAGAGAGGGUCUGGAUGGGGUACCCGUGCCGGAUGCCCUCCUUCUCAGUGAGGAUCGCCGUCGAUUGGCUCAGUGGCAGACAGCGGAGGCGGAGCGGGAGGCUCGGUCGCACACAGGCCCUUCUAUCACUCGGCGCGCCGCACGUAUGCGGCGCGUCGGCAGUGUUGGCGAUCGCCUGCAUGCGGAAAGCUACGAAGUUGCGAUUCGCCACUUGCAGCGCGAGGUGGCGUGGCGCGAGGUCCACGCACCGUUUCGGCCGCUCGUCACUCCGCUAGGCGCUGUGACGGCGCCACGAUAUCAACGUGAAGGCGGCACAGACGCGCACACACGAACUCUGAAGGGCUCCCGCAUUUUCUCGCGUCAGAGCUCGGCGCCACGGGACUCUUUUCAGCCCUCCAUCAACCCCGUUAGUGCGGCGAUUGCGCAGCGGCUGCCGGAGACAGCAAUGGAGCGGCUGUGUCGGCCCAGCGCUGUUCAUUCUCUUGCCUCCUAUGUCGAUCCCGCCAGUUUCACAGACGCGUCUGGUGUGUCCCCGUCUCCGUCUGUUGCCGCACGUAGUCAGACUCGUUGCUGCUUGCUGCGUACGCCGUCUGCGCACCAGCAGCACGGUGCUGUGUCAAACACCCCUUCCUCGACGUCAGGUGCCCUUCCCAGCUCUGUGGUUGCCUCUCUGGAUGCGUAUGAGCGCCGGCGACAGAGGCAGCUGGAGGCGCUGCGCAAGGAGCAGGCGGAGCACGAGCAACGGGAGUGCACGUUUCAGCCGCAGAUCAACGCACAAACGUCGUCUUUGAAGGACGCCGUUGCGAGCGGGAGCGGCCAGCGCGGCCCCAGCGCCGUGGCGCGGCGGAGCGGCGAGUGGCAGCGGCAGCGAGAGCGGCAUCUCGAGACGAUGCGGCAGUGGCAAGCGGAGCGGGCGGCGGCGGCAGAGCAGACGAUGGAGACGCACGUGGGAGGCGGCGCUCGCACGGCGGCGGCCUCCUCCUCGCCGCUAUCUUACAGUGUCUACGGCGGCGAUGGCACUCCCUGGGGAGUGGAGGAGUACCUUGCCAGGCAGCAACUCGCGCGCGCGAUGCGACAGAGGAUGCAGGAGGCUUUAGAGCGCCACAGCGUCUCUGUCGAUGGACGUGGUCACCCAUCUACCUUAUCGGUGCCGCCUCCAGCCAGGAAGCAAAUGGGGCUGGAUCACCGCGUGCACAGCUUUAGCAUGCUGGGCCGAAGAUCCUCUCUCAUUCGCAGCUUGCCGCCGGCUGUGCCCACGUCUCAGGAGGCAGCCAUUGCCCAUAUGUUUGCCUCUGCGGAAGAGGUUUCCAGCGGCGGCUGCUGGUGA
Molecule: messenger RNA, 1935 nt
Organism: Leishmania major strain Friedlin
Lineage: Eukaryota; Euglenozoa; Kinetoplastea; Trypanosomatida; Trypanosomatidae
Exons: 1
Coding region: 1-1935 (644 amino acids)
Source: RefSeq, a predicted model, not a curated record